This is a messenger RNA of Schistosoma bovis, 3678 nucleotides long. NCBI's taxonomy places the organism in Eukaryota, Metazoa, Platyhelminthes, Trematoda, Strigeidida, Schistosomatidae. The record is from the annotation of a GenBank genome assembly.
GCUCUUGAUUGGAUAUUAGUAUGAAUUGUGCGCUACUGUAAUGUGGCUUGUUUAUGGACAAUCAUUUAAUCUAGUGCUUCAAGUUAUUUCUUUCCACUUCUAGUUACUGAGAAAAUUAUCCUCAGAAAAUGUCUUGAAAAUCACACUUCAACCUACUUUUGACAUUCGCCAAGUUUCCAAAGUUUUCGAUAUGAAUCAGACGAUUGAAUAGUAUGUAAGGUUUGAGUCACGGUUUUCAGGAUUAAUAACGGUAAUAAUCACAUCUGCGUUGUAGUAAUAAGGAUACAAGGUCAGUGUUAAUACUCGACACGUACGACUAUCCUUGGUUGAAUUCUCGAAAAGAAACAUAAGUAAGAAGUUUAUGAUGGGUUUAUUGGAUAUAUGCGGCCACUAAAAAUGUUCACUGUAUCUAACAAUGUGCUACUCCAUGCCAGCUUUUUUUGCGGCUACUUCUCAUUGCACCAGAUCCUAAUAUGAAUGUGAAUCUAUGUACAAAAACAAAUUUUUUGUACAUAGAUUUAAUUUAGGGACGAGCCAAUCAGAAGCGCUUGCGCAAUUUCAAGGUCACGGAGCCAAGUUCAACACGCGCUGGUAACAUACGAUCGGUUCACAGCGGAUUUUGGAGAGUGGGUGAUUAAUGAGAAGUUACAACAGAUAAGACGGUGAGACUAAUUUAGGGACGAGCCAAUCAGAAGCGUUUGAGCAAUUUCAAUUAUUAGUCAAUCAGAAGACAGCAUAAAGUAAAAAUAUAUUACAAGAAAGUAAUAAAUUACAGUGGAUAUUCUUCUUUGACAUGAUUUAAAAACUUGUAUGUUAACAUCAUAACAUUAACCCUCACCUAACUCUAAACCUAAACCCUAACCUUAACCUUAAAUCCUCACCUAAACCUAAACCCUAUCCUUAUCCGUAAACCUAACCCUAACCCAAUAGACGAGUUUCCAUUCCAUAUGCAUUGUGAAUUCUGAACCUUAAUCAAACCUUAACAAGUUUUUAAAUCAUGUAACAAGAGAAUAUCCACUGUAAUUCAUUACUUUCAUAUAUUUUCAUUUUAUACUGACUUUCUUCUGAUUGGCUAAUAAUUGUCAGGGUCACUUAAGAUUCGUUCAAAGGUCGUCCUUAAAUUAGAGUCUCGCCAAAAUUUCCGUCACACACAAAAACGUCAAAGAACGGACAACUCAAACACAUCCACAUUAUCAUUGAGGAUCGUAACUUUCAUCGGUAUACUGAUGAAUCCUAUAGGAUUCUGAAAUGAAGUGACAAUCGGCGGUUGUGCUGGUGUUUUUUACUACUUUUUAGAAAUAUGUGGUUUACUGGUAUAUGCGCGUACAAUAGAUCGAUAAUGCUCAAGACUUACUACUGGGCACAUAAAUGGCUUGAUGAAAAACUCUGCAAGAUCAUCACUAAUGGAAUAUGGGCCGAAUAUUUUACAUGGGAGGAAACAAACCACCUUGAUUGCUAAAACAGAAAUAAAUGGUAUUUCAUUUUCAAACGAUUUCGGUUUGAAUGCCACCUACAUUUAAUUGUGAUUAUUUGUCAACUAAGUAUAUAUAUAUUCUUGUACAUCCUACAGUUUAGUUUUCCCAAUCCACAUCCAUUAUUUUUCGAUAGAUUUAAUUAUCGCUUUUUAUUUGAUCCUGACACCCUAAAUUACUUUCUAUGUUUUUAGAUACCCCAGAUGACAUAAUUUUCAUGAUCAGUCUUACGCCUUCCUAUCGGAUUUUUUAGAAUAGAAAAGAUUAAAAGAAAACUCAUCGGCAGUCUGAACUCGUAGGUGAACGAGUUUUUCUAGAGCUUGUCGGAUUUGCAUUGAAAGUAUAACAUGGUGGAUGCGGAAUUCAAACGAAAACUAAAUGAAAUUCGUGAGAAAGUAGAAGAUCUUUUUGAUUUUGAAGGAUGUAAAGUUGGUCGUGGAACAUAUGGAAGUGUUUAUAAAGCUAAACUUAAAGAUGGUACAGACAGUAGAGAUUAUGCGUUAAAACAAAUCGAAGGCACUGGCUUAUCUAUGUCUGCGUGCCGAGAAAUAGCUCUUCUUCGUGAGUUAAAGCAUCCAAAUGUAAUUACUCUACAACGAGUUUUUCUGAAUCAUACAACUAGGCGAGUAUGGUUGCUAUUCGACUUUGCAGAACAUGAUCUUUGGCAUAUCAUAAAAUUUCAUAGAACAACUAAAGCAAAUAAAAGUACAGUUCAAGUCUAUGGCAAUAUGGUCAAAAGUUUAAUGUAUCAAAUAUUAAAUGGAAUCCAUUAUUUACAUGACAAUUGGAUUUUACAUCGUGAUUUGAAACCUGCAAACAUCUUAGUUAUGGGUGAAGGUCCUGAUCGAGGUCGAGUUAAAAUAGGUGAUUUAGGUUUUGCUCGUCUAUUUUAUCAACCACUGAAGCCAUUAGCUGAUUUGGAUCCAGUUGUUGUAACAUUUUGGUAUCGUGCACCAGAAUUGCUGCUUGGAGCUAGACAUUAUACGAAAGCUAUUGAUAUAUGGGCUAUUGGAUGUAUUUUUGCAGAAUUACUCACAUAUGAACCUAUAUUUCAUUGUCGUCAAGAAGAUAUUAAAACAAGUACACCAUAUCACAAAGAACAGCUGGAACGUAUUUUUCGUGUAAUGGGAUAUCCACCAGAUGAUGCUUGGGUUGAUAUGAAAAAAAUGCCAGACUAUCAUCAAUUAUUACGUGAUUCCAUAAGUAAGAAAACCUAUGGUAAAUAUUCACUGGAAGGUUAUUUUGAAGAGAAAAAAUUCAAAGUGGAUGAAAGAGAAUUAGCUUUGCUCAGACGUUUGUUAACUAUGGAUCCCGUUAAACGUUUAUCUGCUGCUGAGGCUAUGGAAGAUUCUUACUUCAAAGAAGGUGAAAAACCAAAUAAUGAUGUUUUUGGAAAUUUACCCAUACCUUAUCCUAAACGAGAAUUUAUCUCUGAUGAUGAUUCUGAUGAUAAACAAACUGGUGCAGAUAAAAAUGUCACACAAACUGGACAACAACCAAACGCUACUGGAGGAAGACAAACUACAGCACAUCCUACUGGUGGCAGUGGAAUACAUACUACACAUCCUCAGCAACAAUCUCAACAACAACAACAACAACAACAGCGUGGAAAUAAUGCUCCACAACCCCAGUUACCAUUGCCUCAGCAACAACAGAGAACAAAUGGACAGCCACCGCCACUGAAUACACAGCAACAGCAACAACACAUGAACUCGGGUCAAUCUAAUCCCCAUACAAGACAAUUAAUUCAUCAACAGAAUAAUAAUGAUGAUAUACCAUCUAAUAAGCGUAUUCGGUUAUCCCAGGGGAAUAAUGAAACACCGAUCGCACCACCGCCAUUACCAUCCUCCUCGACAACAUCAUCAUCUACAACAGUUAAUAGUAGUGGAAUCUUACAUACAAACACAAAUAAACCCAGUAUAACAGGACAGUCUCAGCAGUUAUCUAAUCCCACUACUACUACUACCACUUCAGGUUAUGCGAAUCUGCAACAACAACCAAUGAGAAAUCUCCCACCUGGUCAUAUGGGGCAUCCGGGAACUUCUUAUCCACGCUAUCACCAUUAGCAAUCACAAUUCUUCGUGGAUUACUUUUUUGUAUAUAUUAAUAUUUUUCUCAACAUUUUCAUAGUUCUGUGGCCAAUGUUUUUGUUUUUCGACACAUUUUUGUACAAUGAUUUUAGUAAAAAUAUACAGGUGUCCCAGUA